AUGGCGAAAAAGUGCGUUCACAAAGGCUGCGGCAAGACAUACGAGAAUGAAGAGGAGGAAUGCGUGUACCACCCUGGCCCGCCUGUCUUCCACGAGGGGCAGAAAGGUUGGAAAUGCUGCAAACCCCGCGUUUUGACCUUCGACGAGUUCCUCGCGAUCGAGCCUUGCACGAAAGGGAAGCACUCGGACGUGGACGACACACCCGCGCCCGAGAAGAUCAAAACGCCUGACGUGCCCAAUGGUACUUCUGUCAACCUUGGAUCGCUGCAGGAGUCUCUUCCAGCACCCGCGCCUCGUCUUCCCGCCGCCCAAGCUACACCGCGCGCAACAACACCGGCUCCUGCGCCAGAGUCCGAAGAUGACGACCCAAACGCACCACUGAAGGAGGGCAUGACUUGCAGGAGAAAGGGUUGUGGAGAGACAUUCAAAGGCGGAAGCAGAGAGGGCGAGAAGUGCGUGCACCACCCUGGUGUACCCAUCUUCCACGAAGGAAGCAAAGGGUACAGCUGCUGUAAGCGGAGAGUGCUCGAAUUUGACCAGUUCAUGACGAUGGAGGGUUGCAAGACAAAAGACAGACAUCUGUUUGUGGGGAAGGCAAAAAAAGAGGGCGAGGAGGAGAAGGUCGACACUGUGCGACACGACUUCUACCAGACCGCAGCGACCGUCACAGCAUCACUCUACCUCAAGAAGAUCGACAAGUCCAACGCCAUCGUCGACUUCCAGCCCGACCACGUCAACCUCGACCUUCGAACCUCUGACAGCAAACGCUACAACACCGGCUUCCCGCUGUUCGCCGGCAUCAAGCCAGAAGAGAGCAAGUUUAGGAUUCUUGGCACCAAGCUGGAGAUGACCCUGGCCAAGGCAGAUGGAACAAGCUGGCCGGUACUGCGCAGCGACGAAAAACUGACUGGCGAGUUGAUCCAGGUCGGCAGGGCGGGAAUGGCAUAG
This is a messenger RNA of Didymella exigua CBS 183.55, 948 nucleotides long. RefSeq names its product CORD and CS domain-containing protein. The record is from RefSeq and is a predicted model, not a curated record. NCBI's taxonomy places the organism in Eukaryota, Fungi, Ascomycota, Dothideomycetes, Pleosporales, Didymellaceae. The transcript is spliced from 3 exons. Bases 1 to 948 code for a protein of 315 amino acids.